UUCUUGACAGAAGUGACACAACAGCGCAGACACAGCUAUACAGACCACAACCUGCCCAGCCCAAGAGGCAACAUUUCUGCACAGAAAGAACUUCAUCAGAAAUCUGAGCGAGGCACAGGAGACCAACUUUUAAUAUUUCUCAAAAGCUUGGACCGAGGAGACUAACGACCUGUCUCCUGCAUUUUCCUUUUCUCUCCCAGUAUGGCGGCGUGGGACCUGGCAAUCUCAGUGGAGGACCUGGGGCCUGAUGCUCCACCUGUCACCCUGAGCGUGGCCUCUGACCUCCACGUCGGAGGGGUCAUCCUAAAGCUGGUGGAAAAGACACAGAUCAAGCGUGACUGGUCUGACCAUGCGCUGUGGUGGGAGCAGAAGCAGCAGUGGCUUCUCCGGACAUCCUGGACUCUGGAGAAAUAUGGCAUCCACGCCGACGCUCGGCUGUUGUUCAUGCCCCAGCACAAGCCUGUGAGGCUGUGCCUGCCCAGCGGCAUCACCCUGAGGCUCCUAGCCUGCUUCUCCAACCCCGUCUUUCAGACCGUGAUGGGCAUCUGCAGAAUGCUCAAUAUCCGUCGCCCCGAGGAGCUCUCGCUCCUUCGGCCCAUCGAGCACAAAAAGAAGAAGAAAGCUAAAGACUUGGAUGAAGAAAUUUACGACCUGACCGAGGUGCCCCUGUCCUCGGCAUCCCGACCUUGUCUGUAUAAUGGCAUGCCGGCUCACUUUGCUGACUCAUCUCAGAUGGAGGCCAUCUACAAGAUGCUGUCAGUCACCCAGCCUCCGCCCGCCCCUGAGGUCAUAGCCAAGCAAUACCGCCCAGCCAGCGUGGUGGACAAGGCCCACAUCCACGGCAGGUGGUUGGACUCAUCCCGUUGUCUUAUGCAGCAAGGCAUCCAAGAAAAUGACCAAAUUUGGCUUCGCUUCAAAUUCUUUGCCUUCUAUGAUAUAGAACCCAAGUACGAUGUUGUGCGUCUGACCCAGCUGUACGAGCAGGCGCGCUGGGCCAUCCUACUGGAGGACAUUGACUGCACCGAGGAGGAGAUGAUGCUGUUUGGAGCUCUUCAGUACCACAUCAGUAAGGUGUCUCAGUCAGAGCCCCAGAUGAUGAGCUCCAGUGCAGCCAUGGAUGAUCUAGAAUCUGCCCUGCAGUCCCUGGAGGUCAAGAUGGAGGGAGAGAGCAGCACAGCAUCCGAAAUGCUGGAAACCAUGACCGCACCAGACCUCAAUGACUAUCUGAAGAUAUUCAGGCCAAAGAGGCUGACUCUGAAGGGUUACAAGCAGUACUGGUUCAAGUUCCAGGAUACCUCCAUCUCUUAUUUCAAGAGCAAAGAGGAGAGCAUCGGAGAGCCCAUUCAAAAGAUUAAUCUCAAAGGAUGUGAAGUAGCUCCAGACGUUAACAUGGCUGCACAGAAGUUUCUUAUCAGACUCCUGAUACCAGCGCCAGAGGGCAUGAAUGAAGUCUAUCUGCGCUGUGAGAACGAGCAGCAGUACGCUCAGUGGAUGGCUGCAUGUCGACUGGGCUCCAAAGGCAAGACUCUGGCUGACAGCAGUUUCCAGAGUGAGAUCCAAAGCAUCCGCUCCUUCUUGGCUAUGCAAAAGAGUAGCAGCAGUUCCCAUGGCAACGUACCUGCCAGCGAUGAAAGCAUCAAUACUCACAGCUUGGUAUCGCCACGCUACCAUAAGAAGUACAAACCCAAACAGCUGACCCCUCGUAUCCUGGACGCAUACCAGAACGUGGCUCAGCUCUCACUGACAGAUGCGGUGAUGCGCUUCCUGCAGAUCUGGCAAGCCCUCCCUGACUUUGGGCUCUCGUACGUCGUCGUCAGGUUUAAGGGCAGUCGGAAAGAUGAGGUACUGGGCAUAGCUCCAAACCGUCUGAUCCGCAUUGACCUGGGCGUGGGUGAUGUGGUGAAGACCUGGCGCUAUAACAACAUGAAGCAGUGGAACGUCAACUGGGACAUACGACAGGUGGCCAUAGAGUUUGAAGGAAACGUCAACAUUGCUUUUAGCUGCGUGACCGCCGACUGCAAAAUUGUUCACGAGUUUAUUGGAGGCUACAUUUUCAUGUCGACACGCAGUCGUGAGAAGAGCGACACGCUCAAUGAGGAGCUUUUCCACAAGCUCACUGGCGGUCAUGAAGCUCUCUAAGACUAAAACAUGCAAAAAGCCAACAUCAGAUCUUCUGUGUUCCAACAGUGGAAGCCCGUGUGGAAUAGGAUUUUAUGAUGCAUUCAGGAAACCACAAAAACAUCAGAACAAUACAACAAAUGGAAAUGGUUAAAAUAAGAUAUUCUGUUUAUGUGUUACAACCCAUCUUGUCAAUCCAUCUGAGCAUUUAUAUAGCCCCCCCGACACACACACACACAUACACACUCACACACACACACACACACACACACACACAGUCACAAGCUACAUCAGUGGAUGGAUGACGUAACAAGUUCAGACAGUUCAAGACUGCUGUGGUCCUCAUGCUGACUUCCCCUUCAGGACUGACUGCUGCUGGGCCAAACUGAAUCUGGUUCAGGAUCAAACAAACUCGUGGAAAUGUAAAAUCCACACAUAUAUCAGACACUUUUUUUUUCUUCACCUCACAGUAUCUAGACUUCCUGUCGCUCAGGAUAGAAAGCCUUGUUUUGUCCAGAGCUGCAGUUUUAUUGUUACUUUGGCUUAGUUUGAAAUUUCUGGCACAUUACAGCAGCCACGUUAUCACAGCCAAGAAUCAACAACAAUGAGUAGAAAAAUACAAAACAAUAUUAAAUGUUUUCCCUAAUAGACGUAUGAAUAAACAAACAUUUAUUAAAAUAAAUACAACAAUA
This is a messenger RNA of Larimichthys crocea (large yellow croaker), 2810 nucleotides long. RefSeq names its product FERM domain containing kindlin 3b (gene fermt3b). The transcript is spliced from 15 exons. Gene Ontology annotation, biological process: integrin-mediated signaling pathway; integrin activation; regulation of cell-cell adhesion mediated by integrin. The record is from RefSeq and is a predicted model, not a curated record. Gene Ontology annotation, molecular function: integrin binding. Gene Ontology annotation, cellular component: cell-substrate junction. Lineage: Eukaryota; Metazoa; Chordata; Actinopteri; Sciaenidae. Bases 202 to 2139 code for a protein of 645 amino acids.